CGGGGCUGCAGAAACCUGGAGGAGGGGGAAGCAGUCCUGCAGCAGCAGAGCCUGCCCUGCACAACAACAACAGCUAUCCUCCUGUGCAGCAGCCUGGACUGACCGUAAGCGGCAGCACCUGCAGGAGGUGAGCACCUUCAAUCAUAUCUUCUACCCUGGAGAAUUGAAGUACAAAACCUAACAUGUCCAAAUAUAAACUUGUAAUGCUGAGGCAUGGUGAGGGUGCCUGGAACAUUGAGAACCGAUUUUGCAGUUGGGUUGACCAAAAGUUGAGCGAGGAUGGACUUCGAGAAGCUGAGAUGUGCGGAAAGCAUUUAAAAUUUCUGGGAUUUGAGUUUGACCUGGUCUACACGUCAAUCCUGAGCCGCUCCAUCCAAACAGCUUGGCUUGUAAUGCAAGAACUUGGCCAAGAAUGGGUCCCUGUUCGGAGUUCGUGGCGGCUCAAUGAGAGACAUUAUGGGGCGCUCAUUGGUCUCAACCGAGCUGAACUGGCACUGAAUCAUGGAGAAGAGCAGGUUAAGAUCUGGAGGAGGAGUUAUGAUGUCCCCCUUCCGCCUAUAGAUGAGAGCCAUCCUUAUUAUCAGGAGAUUCAUACAGAUCGAAGGUAUAUGUUUUGUGACAUACAAAAAGACAAAUUGCCAAAAUCUGAGAGUUUGAAGCAAGUUCUGGAAAGGCUCCUUCCCUACUGGAAUGAGGAGAUUGGACCUGAAAUCAAAAAAGGGAAAACUGUUCUUAUAUCUGCACAUGGAAACAGCACAAGAGCUUUAUUAAAACAUUUGGAAGGGAUCUCGGAUGAUGACAUAAUAAAUAUUUCACUUCCCACUGGUGUUCCGGUGCUGCUUGAACUGGAUGAGAACCUGCGGGCUAUCAAGCCUCAUGAAUUUUUAGGUGACCAACAAGCUAUUCAGGCUGCCAUAAAGAAAGUGGAAGAUCAAGGCAAAGUUAAACCUGCUGAUAAUUAACAUUUUCUCCUGAUAUCUCUACUCCUUGUGAGGUAAAGGUGUAGUCCAGAAUUCUAACAACUGCUCCACCUCUGUCCACAGGUCGUGUGGGGUAUUGCAGCUCAGCUCCAUUUAUUUCAGUGGAAGUGAACUGCAGUAUCGGAGACAACCCAUAGACAAGCGUGGUACUGUUUUUGGAAGAAGGCAGCCAUGUUUUUCUAAACCUGUACAAUAACCAGUGGUGCUUCACAGUAAAUAGCUCCUGAUUUGUAGCAAGCAAUGUAAAUAGAUGUCCUCUUGUUGGCACACAAAUGUUAAAUCCAUUUUUUUACAUAUAUAUUGGCAAAUUAUAAUGUGUAGUGGGAAUUCCCAUAAAAAUGUUUUAAAAACAGGCACUUGAAUGCCAGCUUGAUUUUUGCACCUUAUAAUGUACCUAUAGUUUCAGAUAACUUUCCAGAAUAAGCUGCCAUGUGUAUAUACAUAAGCGAUAGCACUAUAUUUGACCAUUAUAUGACCUGUAUCUGGCACUUAACUCUCCUUUGCAGGAUUCAUGUAUAAUUCUCAGUUAACGGUUAUGUACACUUUCGGGGCAUUUCUUUUACUCAUUUUGGACUAAAAAUCAUUUUUUCAAUAGUUUUUAUUUUAUUUUUUAUGUUCAGCCGUUUCUGAGAUACAAGGGUUAAAAAUCAGUUUGUUUGCAAGCUGUAAUGUUCUGUUUUUAUUUGAAUCCUGCUAUCUGGAGGCUCAUUAUUAUUCUCCUGACCUCAUAAACACUUACUUAAACCAUAUUCUUAUCAGUUUGAUAAGGGCUAUAAUGAGUGAUUAUGAGAUCGGUGAUAAGAGCCACACGAGCUGUCAGCUGACGGAAUAAAAAAAAAUACAGAAAGUGACAGCAUGAAAACAGACUGAUAUUUUUAACCCUCUUUCUCUGAAAUGGGUGAACUUUUUUUUUAUUAAAGACCUUUUGAAAAAUUAUUUUUAGCCCAAAAUGAGUAAAAUGCAAUCGCAGAAAAAUUUGCCCCGAAGGUGUCCAUAUCCUUUAACUCUGAGCUGGUGAGUGAAGACUAGCUGCUCAUCAUGUCUGCCCGUAGAACACACAUUGAGACGGCCCAUUACGCUCCCUAAAGCCUCGUUCACAUGUCAGUGACCGUGCUCCAAUCCAUGGGCAGGUGGUCAGUGAUGCAUCCAUGAAGCUAUCCGUGAAGGAUCUGUGUUGGGUCCAUGUGUCCGUUUUCUGCUGUCUGUGUUGAAUCCAUGUUUCACUGACACUGAACAGAUUAAAAAUAAUUUUCAAAGAACCUCUUCUUAAUGAUACUUGAAACACGGAUGCAACACGGAUGGCAUCUGUGGUUUUCACGGACCCAUAGACUAUAA
This is a messenger RNA of Bufo gargarizans (Asiatic toad), 2315 nucleotides long. It is a transcript of the gene BPGM, whose product is annotated as bisphosphoglycerate mutase. Gene Ontology annotation, biological process: glycolytic process. The transcript is spliced from 3 exons. Lineage: Eukaryota; Metazoa; Chordata; Amphibia; Anura; Bufonidae. The record is from RefSeq and is a predicted model, not a curated record. Gene Ontology annotation, molecular function: intramolecular phosphotransferase activity. Bases 183 to 962 code for a protein of 259 amino acids.